AUAUCCCACGCUUAUCUCUCUUCUCCGUACUCUCACUUUUUGACCAGGAACCCUUUAGCUAGAAUAACGCCGAGUUGCAACGCUACACAUCCAAAAUGACCAAGUCAGACGGCGAGCUUGACCCACUAUGGCAAAAUCUCGAUUGGGCGAUUGGCCAGAUGUUGAUUAUGGGAUGGGAUGGAACAGAAGUAACGCCUCAGAUCAGAAACCUCAUCGUGAACCAUCAUUUGGGCUCAAUCAUAUUAACAGCUAAGAACCUAAAAUCUGCUGAGCAGACCGCCUCUUUAGUCCAAGAACUUCAAACCAUAGCUCACCAAGCAGGGCACCCUCAACCAUUAUUAAUAGCCGUUGAUCAGGAAAAUGGAGGGGUUAACAGUCUGUUCGAUGAAGACUAUAUCUGCCAAUACCCAAGUGCUAUGGGUGUUGCUGCUACGGGAAGCACAGAAAUAGCAUACAGCGUAGCAAAGGCUACAGCCACCGAAAUAUCAGCUGUUGGGGUCAACCUCAUUCUUGGCCCGGUAUUAGAUGUAUUAACUAAUGCUCGACAUCAACCUCUCGGCGUUCGAGCUACUGGAGAUGAUCCUCAAGAAGCAUCGUUAUAUUGCAUCGCCGCGAUCAACGGAUUCAAGGAUGCCGGCGUGGCUACUUGCGGUAAGCAUUUUCCUUCUUAUGGGAAUAUUGAUUUCCUCGGCUCUAGCUUAGACAUGCCUAUUAUCACGCAAACGCUAGAAGAACUAAGUCUCAGUGCUCUUGUGCCUUUUCGAAAUGCGAUAAGCGCCGGGCGCCUCGACGCCAUGUUUGUCGGAGGUUGCGGAAUCCAAAGUGCCGGAAUGAAUGUCAUGCACGCUUGUCUUUCAGAUCAGGUUGUGGACGACCUCCUACGAAACGAACUUGGGUUCAAAGGCGUUGCCAUCUCGGAAUGCCUCGAAAUGCAAUCCUUAAUACAAGAGUAUGGCGUUAAAGGAGGAACAGUUAUGGCCGUCGAAGCAGGCAAUGAUCUAGUACUUCUAUGUCGGGCGCAUGACGUGCAGUUGGAGGCCAUCGCUGGGCUAAAGCUAGGUGUCGAGAAUGGUAUCAUUUCGAAGCAACGCAUCUACACCUCUCUAAACCGAGUGUUGAAGAUGAAGAACGCGUGUACGUCUUGGCAGAAAGCCUUGAAUCCACCUGGCUUACAGUUACUCACUAAAUUACAUCCCACACACCUUGCGCUCUCCCGGAAAGCCUACGAUCAAUCGAUUACGGUGGUUCGAGAUAAGGACAAUCUGCUUCCUCUUUCCCAGAGCUUACUUCAAGAAGAAGAAUUGUUGCUUUUGACACCGCUGGUCAAACCAUUACCAGCUUCAGCUGCUACUAAGGGCAUGCUAGAAAAAGGCAACAAGGCUCCGUCCUUGCACGAGAAAUGGAUUCACCAGGAACGCGGGGCCAUCAUGAGUGGAGAAGGCGUCUUCCGAGAAUUGGGUCGAUCAAUAGCUCGAAUACGUAACGGUAAACUUCUUCAUACAUCAUAUACAGCCAAUGGGCUCAGGCCAGUGCAUGAGAAUUUAAUCAACAGGGCGUCUGCAAUUAUUAUAGUAACUGCCGAUGCUAAUCGGAAUAUGUACCAAACCGGAUUUACGAAACAUGUAGCGAUGAUGUGCCACAUGCUGCGUGGAACGGGCCAAAGGAAAUCUCUUAUUGUGGUCGCAGUCAGCUCCCCAUACGAUUUUGCGAUGGACAAAUCCAUUGGAACAUAUGUCUGCACAUUUGAUUUCACCGAGACGGCUAUGGCUUCUCUAGUCCGUGCUUUAUACGGCGAGAUAACACCCCAGGGAUCGAUGCCGGGUACUAUGAGGAAGAGCAAAAAGGUAUCUAAAACGCGGCAACAGUGGCUUGUCGAAAACUAUGAUCGCGACAGAGAUUCAUCCGCCCUUGCGGAGCUAUUGAGAACGAUGGCCCGCUCUAGCACACCAAGUUUUCCGUACCUUACAACAGGGCCCCACUCAUUUGAGCUGUUCAAUCCCCAUGUUGAAGAAGCGCAUUUCGUCGUUCGGAAUAGCAGUACGAAAACGUUAUAUGGCUUCGUGGCCACGUACUUCACGAAAGGUGUCGGCGCUAUUGGCGCGAUCUUUGUCGACCCAGCGAAACGAAACGUAUCGAUUGGAAGGUCGCUACAUCGUCGUGCGAUUCGAGCGCUACUGCAGAAGCAAGGGAUUAAAACCGUUCAGUUAGGUGUUACAUUCCCGGGGGUCUUUCCGGGGGUGCCCUUUGAUGAAAGUGGGAGCAUUAAGAGCUGGUUUAGCAAUGUUGGAUGGGACACACAGUUUCCGAAGCGACUAACGAAUAUGGCCAUCGACGAUCUCGGGGCCUGGACGGCACCCGAGGGUCUUCUUCAGAGCAUACAGCGAGCGAGUAUUAGUUUUGACCUGAUACACGGACUUGACAACGCGGAAUCGGUAUUGAAUCACGUAGCAACACACGCAGGACCCGAAGUUGUGGAACUUUAUCGUUUCGCACUACAAGAAACAAAUACAAGCGGAGUGGUGCGAGCCAAGAAUUCGGUAGAUAAUCUACUAGGAACGGUGAUUAUCUGCACAGCCGCGAGCCGCCUAUCAAUAUACAUGCCUCCGCUUCAUUCCGUUGGUGGCGAAGACAUCGGCGGAAUCAUUGCCCCGAUCGUGCCCUCAACAUCCCAAUCAAGAUUGAUCCUGCAGGGACUGGCGUUUAUGGGCGUGAGGCAAAAUAAGGCGCACAAAUCGGCAAAGAGCGUGCUUAGUUGGGUUCUUGAUGAAGCGCAUGAGCCUCUCGCGGCUAUGGGAUUUGAGGUGCAGCAAACGUUUGACGAAAUUACAAAUUCACCAGAGAACUGGUCUGAUUUGGUUUAAAUAUUUUUCUACUUUUGGUAGACGAUGCACGAGGCUAUUGAAUGAACCUGUAUAAUUGAACGAAUCCCUAGAGUAUGAUGAAUGAUCCUUCACCGAGCCUCCCUUUUCCGUACCUAUCUUUCCCCUGGAAGUGAGAUGGGAGUACAUACGUGGGGGGCUAGCUAGUAGAGCGCGAUGCAUACUUCUCUACUACUCUG
This is a messenger RNA of Hypoxylon trugodes, 3058 nucleotides long. Its product is annotated as glycoside hydrolase family 3 protein. Gene Ontology annotation, molecular function: hydrolase activity, hydrolyzing O-glycosyl compounds; acyltransferase activity, transferring groups other than amino-acyl groups. The transcript is spliced from 6 exons. Gene Ontology annotation, biological process: carbohydrate metabolic process; peptidoglycan turnover. The record is from RefSeq and is a predicted model, not a curated record. The coding region runs from base 96 to 2861 and encodes 921 amino acids. Lineage: Eukaryota; Fungi; Ascomycota; Sordariomycetes; Xylariales; Hypoxylaceae.